Molecule: messenger RNA, 3426 nt
Organism: Achroia grisella
Lineage: Eukaryota; Metazoa; Arthropoda; Insecta; Lepidoptera; Pyralidae
Gene: Iap
Product: baculoviral IAP repeat-containing protein 3
Exons: 2
Coding region: 531-1901 (456 amino acids)
Biological process (GO): negative regulation of apoptotic process; positive regulation of protein ubiquitination; regulation of cell cycle
Cellular component (GO): nucleus; cytoplasm
Molecular function (GO): cysteine-type endopeptidase inhibitor activity involved in apoptotic process; ubiquitin protein ligase activity
Source: RefSeq, a predicted model, not a curated record
GCCUGAUUGAGAACUACUCUCCCGCGUCGUCCCUCCGACCUCCUCUCACUCCUUAGAUAUUAAGAAUACUUACUAUGCGCGUUAUAUAGGCUCAGACUGUGUCGCGGUCGCGGUGGUCUAUCUUUAUUUUAAUAAGAUAUAAAUACUAUCGUGUUAAAUAUUAAAAUCUCAGUACAAAUGUAUGCAUUUGAACAUGACUGACAUAACAUGACAUCUGUUACUAUUCUGUAUUUCAUUAUGUUUUCGAAAUAGGUAGAUGCAAUAUUGCAUGAAAACUAUUUGCGAAUACAAUUUUUGAUUAAUAAGUAAAUAGAACAUAAUAUCAAGGUGUCCACAUCCCCACACAGCUGUGCCAAACUCGCACCCUCGUUGCUUUCUGAACCCUCUGUCUAUGCCUCUAUAGUACGCAUGCGCAGUAGGGUUAGUUAUUGUUAUCGUUGCUAGAGGCAAUACGACAACAUUCGAGUACCAAACGAUGGUCGUUUCAAUUCGUUCACAAUAUCCAAAAUUAAGAAAUUAAAUUAAACCUCAUGUUUAAAUUCAGUGAAUCGUUUUGUUGCCCUGUGAAUUUCAAUUAUGUGAAUAAGUUGAUGUGUAUGGAAUCUUCUAAAAUGCCUAUCCUAAUGGACAGCAGACGGAAUAAUGUGCAAAACUUCCCGAAUCUGGAUUUGUCGGUUAUCUACAAGUCUUCUCCGCAAUCCACAUCGCCACCAUCACCAACGCUGUCCUCAGACUCUGCUAUUAGCUCAUCGUCCUCAGACUCUGCUAUUAGCUCAUCGUCCUCAGACUCUGCUGUUAGCUCACAAUCUAAUGACAACGAUAACAGAAAUAAAUUUAACUGUUCCGAACAAUCAAACCGAUCAGAUAAUAAGCAAAAAGAAAGCCUCUAUCUUCUGUCUUUACCAACAUCUCCUAACACGCCGUCUACUGAUAGAAUUGACAACCGCGAUCGGUUUAAUUUUUGCACAUCAGUGGAUAUGCAAAAAGAGGAAGAACGAUUAAAAUCUUUUGUUAAUUGGCCUGUCCCAUUUUUGUCUCCAGAGAAACUUGCACAAUGUGGAUUUUACUACAAGGGUCGUGGUGAUGAAGUAAUUUGUGCUUAUUGUAAUGUAGAGAUAAUGAGUUGGAGAGAGGGAGAUGAUCCUGUAUUAGAUCAUAAGCGAUGGUCACCACAAUGUCCAUUGCUACUCAAGAAAUCCAACACAGAUACUUUGUACAAUCUUGUGCAACAACCACCUUGUAUGGGUAAUCUAUGCUCUGGUUCGACUUCUACGAGUGGACGUGAUGAAUGUGGUACGAGAGCUCUGCCUACUAAACAAACGCCUGUUCAUCCCCAAUACCAAACAUAUCCGGCUCGUCUGCGUUCUUUUGAUGAUUGGCCACGCAGCAUGCCUCAGAAACCGGAAGAAUUAGCUGAUGCUGGUUUCUAUUACACUGGUACAGGCGACAAAACCAAGUGCUAUUUCUGUGAUGGUGGACUUAAGGAUUGGGAGAAAGAUGAUGUACCAUGGGAACAACAUGCAUUAUGGUUCUCUCGCUGCUAUUUUCUUAAUACAGUUAAGGGGCGAGAUUAUGUACAAAGAGUUUUAAAUGCGCCACAGAAUAACGCAUCGCAGGCGUCAGCACCAAGUAAACCAGAAACUGAGACAUCACCAAGUAAACCAGAAAUUGAGACAGCACCAAGUAAACCAGAAAAAAUAUCGGCAGCUACUACAAACACUACUAGUAAUGAGACUGAAGAUUCAAGUAAAUUAUGUAAAGUAUGUUAUGUGGAUGAAUGUAAUGUAGUAAUCAUUCCAUGUGGACACGUAUGUGCCUGUGCAAAAUGCGCAUUAUCAACUGACAAGUGCCCAAUAUGCCGCGUAACGAUACAAAGCACAGUCCGGUUAUAUUUUUCGUGAAAUGGCGUGGAACAGCAUAGACACCGAAUGCCUUGAAACUGCAUUCACAAAAGGUGUACAAACAAUGAAAGAUCCUUCAUCGAUAUAUCACUUAAUGAUGAAGUGUAUUUAUGAUUAUUAGCGUCGCGGAAAUUAAUCCGUGCCCCACAACCGCUAUCGCCUCUGUAGAUUGUAAUAGGUAUUUUUCGCUAGUCUAUUUUUAUGGACCCCUUAUUUUGGUUUGUAUUCAAUUUAAUUAUCUCACCACGAUAAAAUUUAAAAUUGCGGAAAGUUAUCAUUUAAACCGCUCGACCACGGUCGGUGCAUAUAUUUAGCCAUCUUUUCGCACACUACAAUACAAAAUAUUGACCUUACUAAGAAUAAUCAUUCCACUUAGAUUCAAUCUUACUUUUUUCAAAUGAAAGGCAUAAUGUCAAUAUGGUUUGUUGGGUCUAAACACGAAUUAUUUAAUGGUUAUUAAAGUAUUAAGUUAUUCAACGUUUCGACUAGGUUGCACUAGCCGUGUUUAAGGCUUCACUAUGAUGUCACUUUGGUGCGUGACAAUAGUUUUAACUAUCGUAGAUAGAUUAUUCAUAGUAACUUUGCGACUUACAUCAUUAACGGCACGUACACAUAUUGAUUGAUGUUACCGAACCUUGGCUAAGCUUUAUCGUUGAAUUUCACGCAGAAAUAUCCAGUGGUAAAUAUGUUUAGACGAGGUUCGGUUAUAUAGUGAGUAUAGCGUGAGUUACAGUGAACAGUCCAGUAAAGGUUGUUGAACGAACUACUUUUCCUGUUUUCAAGAGUGACAUCAUAGCAUGACAUGAAUACGGUUAGUGCAACCUAGUCGAAACGUGAAAUGGGUUAAACACUUCAAUUACGAUUAAAAAAUUCGUGUAGACACCCUUAAACUAUAUUACGUGAACUAAACGCGAAACAAUAGAAGUAACAUUUUAUAGAAAACAUUUGUAUUUAAUCAAUGCAUCUUAAAAUAUUAUAAAAAAAACAUGUUUUUAUCACCAUCCUUACACAGAAUAUUUUAUAAAAUAAAUUUGUAAUAUAAUAAUUAUUAGUUAUUGAUUAUAUUAUUUAUGAUUUAAUAUUGUAAUGUAUGUAAAAAUGUAUAAUAAUAAUAUUGUAAAUAUCUUAAUGGAUAUUUCAACAUACAAUCAAUUACAUUUAAUUUAAUAGAGAAGGCAGAUUACCCUUAAUUAUUAUUCUCAUUUUAUUAAUUAAUUAAGUUUUUGUAUGCCCUGAACCUGGCUUUAUCCGUGUUUAAUUUUUUUCACAUUAUUAGGUCUAUGUAAAUAUACAUAAAAAUAUUAUGACGGUAGAUACAUAUUUGCAGAUCGAUAUACAAGAAUUAAUAUCUAAAUUGGAUGAGAAUAAAGUAAAGUAGUAGCCUGCCUACCAAGUUAAUUCAAAUGAAAAAUUAUUGAGGUUGUAAUUUUGAUUGGUACUGCUUACAAAACAGUACUUGUAACUUGUACUAUGCUACUUUAUUUAUUACUUACUUUAUUAUAUAUGUUUUUACUGUAUAAUAUAA